UUGACGUGUCGUUCGUUGUCAUUGACGUUUGUCUUGUCAUUUGUCAUAACAAACAAAACAAAUCUCAAUGAGAUGUGAGAGAGAGGUGCGCUUAGGUUUUUGUUUUUAAAUAACAUUAUUAAUUUAAAAUAUUAGAAACAAACAAUAAUAUUAUAUGAAACAUGGGAGUCGCUGGACAAUCUAUAACGCUGGCAAAUAGCAUUAUAGGCGUUGGCAUAUUAGCCAUGCCGUAUUGCUUUCAACAAUGUGGUAUAUUGCUGGCAACAUUAAUCUUGCUAACCAUGGGCUUAGUUUCGAGACUUUGCUGCUAUUUCCUUUUGAAAUCUGCUUUGUUGGCCCGAAGGAGAAACUUUGAAUUUUUAGCGUUUCACGUAUUCGGACCGGCUGGGAAGAUGGCCGUUGAAAUCGGUAUUAUCGGAUUUCUGAUGGGAACGUGCAUAGCUUACUUCGUGGUAGUCGGAGAUUUAGGGCCGCAGAUAAUUUCAAAAAUGUUGAACGUUAACCAAAGCGAUAUAUUGAGGACAUCGAUAAUGGUUGUGGUGUCGCUAGUGUGCGUGCUGCCACUCGGCUUGCUCCGUAACGUCGACAGUCUCAGUAACGUGAGCGCAGCCACCAUAUGCUUCUAUCUCUGUCUCGUCGUGAAGGUGAUAACGGAAGCGACGUCACAGUUGUUCGAAGAGGAAUUACAGAAUCGUAUGGAGCUGUGGAAGCCGUCCGGGGUGCUUCAGUGCGUCCCGAUAUUCUCGAUGGCGCUGUUUUGUCAAACCCAGCUAUUCGAAAUAUUCGAGUCGCUGCCGACCCUGUCCUUAGAGAAGAUGAAUUUGGUUACAAAGAAUGCGAUAAACAUUUGUACAGGAGUCUAUUUCACUCUAGGUCUGUUCGGAUACAUUGCGUUCUGCUCACAGGAUAUAUCCGGUAACAUCUUGAUGAGCCUAAGUCCGACGAUGGCGAGUGACGUCAUCAAGCUCGGGUUCGUGAUGUCGCUCGCGUUCAGUUUCCCGCUGAUCAUAUUCCCGUGUCGGGCGAGCCUCUAUUCGUUCCUGUACAAAAAGGUCCACUCGUCCCACCACGACCACAUGAUCAACCAUUCGAUCCCGCAGACCACGUUCCGAUGCAUAACGGUGGGCAUUAUAGGCGUGGCUCUGGUCGUGGGUCUGCUGGUCCCCAACAUCGAGCUGGUGUUGGGGCUGGCGGGCUCCACCAUCGGCGUGCUGGUCUGCGUGGUAUUCCCGGCCGCUUGCUUCGUCAACGUCACCUUCAAGAAUACGAACGAGAGGAUCCUGGCCAAGGGCAUUAUCGUCCUUGGAUUAAUUAUAAUGGUACUCGGGACAUACGCUAACUUGCAAGCCGCUGAAGGCAAACACGAGAGAUACGACGAGAAAUACAUCACACAAGAAAAGAUUGAUAAAAUGGUUGAGGACUUCUUCCAGAAGAGAGAGAAAUUGGAGAAAAUAAUCCCAGCCGCCGAGGGUGAGAUUCUUCCAGAUGACGCACAAAAAAUAAUCGAAAGUAACAUAAUAAGGGAAUCGGAGGUUCAACCCCCUAAUCCUGUACCUCCAGACUCAUCCAAAGAAAAAAUCCCAGAUAUAGCUUUAAUUGAAAACAAAAAAGUCCAAGAAGCUGUGUCCGAUGUGAUCAAAGUGAACGGCGAUAAAGAACCGGAACUACAUCCCAAAGACGUAAAAUCCAAACUAAACGAAGUCAAAGCCGUGAUCGACGGUAAUGUUAUGAAAGAAGAAAUAGUUAAGAAAAUAGAAGAACCUAAACAGAUGAACGAAAACGAAGAUAGAUUGCGCAUACUGAAACAACAGAAACUUAUCGAAACAAUCAAGAAGCACGGCGAAGAACAAAAAGAACUAGUUCAGGAGCAAAAGGAAAUUAUAGAUGAGUUACUGAAGAACAAGAAGGAAGAGAAAGAAAACAGCAAUGAUGGUAUAAAGUUGUCGGAAGUGAAAGGGAUAGCGGAUGUACCUCCAGGACGUCCGGCUGGUAUCCCCGAGACGCACGCCGCUCUACAGAACGCUGAGGAGUCGCCAAACGAAGCUAAACAACAAAUAGACCAAAGAGCAGCUGAAGCCAUUAAAGUUAUCGAGGAAGUUAUUAAACCAGAGCAACCAAAGAACAUACGAAAUGUAGCCGACAAUGUUAACUCUGAACAUAUACAACAAAAUGCACAAAACGCUAAUCCUUCUAACAAUCCCAACGCAGAUAUCGGAAAGUUAAAAGAAAUCUCCCGGAUUCCGGAACCGAUUGUCAAUGAAUUGAACAACUUCAACAGACCGUUGCCCGUUAACGUUCGAUCCGCAGUUAAACAAGAAUCACCACCGCAAGUCGGUCAAGGCGACGUCAACAAAGAAACACAGAAACAAAACUUAGAUGAUACCGAAAUAAAAAAACUCCAAGAAGCUAGUGUUCAAAAAAAUAUACGAACACUAAACUCGGAUUCACCAGAUGUGCCUCAGUCGUACAAACAAGGAAUGGAUAAUAAAAACGUAAUGCAAAACGUACCAUUGGCUCUAGCGAUGAACGACAAACAGUUAAAGAAUGAAAUCAACAAUGGCGUACCAAAGAAAAAUGUAGAGAAACUCAGUAAUGAUAUCGUUGACCAACAAAACCCGAAUCUCGUUCCGAUGCGACAGAAGAGGCAAACUAUAGACUGUUCGAAUAAAGCCACUUUGCGAGUGGAGGACAGAAGGAUAUGUGAAAAUUUAAUUGGAUAUCCAAAUAGCAACGACGUAAUUUUACCCGAAGUCGAUUUGAACGACGCCUUCGUUAAACGUAUACCUAUCGACGAAAACGUUUUACGCGUCGGUAGGUCCUUGAAAAUAUACGACGAGAGAACGAAGGAGAUGAAAGAGAGAUAGUUAAAGUUGUGUUCGUUAUUUCGAGAUUAAGUUUUGGAUGGAGUUAUUCUGAUUUCAAUGUCAAUGUCAACUGAUUUAAGACAAUACAGGAAACUGGUUGCAUAGCGAUACAUACAACUAAUUUAAAAUCUAAUAUAUAAAAUUCUCGUGUCACAAUGUUCGUUCCCAUACUUCUCCGAAACCGCUUGACCGAUUCUCAUGAAAUUUUUUAUGCAUAUUCAGUAAGCCUGAGAAUCGGCUACUAUCUAUUUUUCAUAACCCUAAGUCAUUAGGGUUGUCCACCCUUAACAUAUUUUUUUUUAUUUGGACAUUUUUUUUGUUAUAAUGAGGUAUUAUGUGGUUGAAUGAGGUUUUGUUAUUUUUAUUAUAUAUUCCCUCAUCGUUCACAGCACUACAUACCUCUUUCACUCAUUUACCACAUCCUUACACACUUACAAUAAGUUAGUUUUUUUUUCUACACUAGAAAUUCCCUAGAAAUCUUAUAUAUGGCAAAACAAUGUUUGCCGGGUCAGCUAGUAAAUUAUAAAAUCUUGCCAACAGAAAUAUGACAAUUAAUUUUUAAUUAACUUCAUCCAAACGUUUCGAUGCAUUUAUUUAUUGCUAAAUUAUGUUACGAUUUGUGUUUCGUUUUUAGUUCUAGCCUGUUGUACCAUUAGAUAGAUACCAUUUUGCUAAGCCGCAUUCUGUGUGAUACCAACAUUUUCAUUAUUACUUUUGUCUGUAUAUUAAAUUGUAAUGUAUAUACAAUACUAAAAGUAAAGUCCACUUCUAUACACUAAAAGGUCCUUUUAAUAAAUUUAUUGAAACUAACAUUAAUUUAAAUGAGUUUCUUUGAAUUUGAAUUUUAUUGAAGAUUCUUAUUGAAAGUCAAAAUAGACAAUGCUUAGGCUGGUUUUUAGUAUUUUAAUAAUAAAGUUUGGUUCAAAGUCUUCUAACCAGCCAAUUCUGUCUGUCAGAAUUUUAUUUAUCAGAUGAUGUUAUAGAUAGAAAUUAUGUCAAUCGUUAUAAAUUGAAAAAUAACAAAAUAUUCACUUCAGUUUAACUGAUAAUUUAGACGAUGAGCCUUUCGAAAAUUUGGAUAGUAUUUUUAGGUUUCUAAACAUCUGUUAUAUCCGAAAAGUCAAAAUUAAUUAUAUAAAUCUUAUCAAACAUACAAAUAAUACUCUUUUUCUGUAUUCUUGAAAUGAUAAUAAUCUUGAUGGAUUAUUUUAUAUUAUAUAUUCCUAAAUUAAUCUCUGAUCUCUAUUAUGUUCCAUGCGUUUAAUACUUUUUAAAAUUAAUUAAAAAAAUGUUUUAUUUAAUAUGUAAUAAGAACGGUGUUGCAGUAUUGAUAGAGAUAUGGUAGUGUGUAGCGAAAAUCUCGUGAUUAACGACUGAACUGAUUAAAUAAAUGAUAAUAAAGAAAUAUUUUAACUUAAAA
This is a messenger RNA of Bombyx mori (domestic silkworm), 4284 nucleotides long. Its product is annotated as putative sodium-coupled neutral amino acid transporter 10. The transcript is spliced from 10 exons. Gene Ontology annotation, molecular function: L-amino acid transmembrane transporter activity. Bases 162 to 2864 code for a protein of 900 amino acids. Gene Ontology annotation, biological process: amino acid transmembrane transport. NCBI's taxonomy places the organism in Eukaryota, Metazoa, Arthropoda, Insecta, Lepidoptera, Bombycidae. The record is from RefSeq and is a predicted model, not a curated record.